Molecule: messenger RNA, 869 nt
Organism: Hevea brasiliensis (rubber tree)
Lineage: Eukaryota; Viridiplantae; Streptophyta; Magnoliopsida; Malpighiales; Euphorbiaceae
Product: probable calcium-binding protein CML46
Exons: 1
Coding region: 220-828 (202 amino acids)
Molecular function (GO): calcium ion binding
Source: RefSeq, a predicted model, not a curated record
GGUGACCAUUUCUUCAACGUUUCCUCCACCUCCUUGGAGGCUUUGUCGAUUGACCAUACCUUAUAAAUAAACUCUUCUCCCAUCCUUUCCUUGACAACUUCCAGCAAAGCAUUCUCUCCUCUUGGCCUUUCUCUCCUGAGCUGAAAGCAUUUCAUUUCCUUCUACUUGGAACAGAAUUAAGCCUUCUGUUUUCGUUUCUUGCAUUAGAUAUACUCAGCCAUGUCUCAAGAUCAAUCAGAUUGCUUCGCUAACAUGCAAGAAACAUCAUAUAACGAUCUAUCCUUUACAUUGAUUGACAUUUUAUUGUGUGGAGAGUCUUUCAAUUUGUUCAGUGAUUUGCAGAAAUCACUUUCAAGAUUUUGGUUCUCUCUCCGAUCCAAAAUUAGUUUCAAUAACUCAAAGGUAUGGGAGGAGAACAAGAACAAAGAUUCUGAGUCAUCCAACCAGCAGCGUUUCUUAAACAACAAGAGAGAUGAUUGGAACCUCUGCAGAGAAGAGGUGGAGAUGGUAAUGGGGCAAUUGGGACUUUUUUGCAGCUUAGAAAGUGAGGAGCUUAAGGAGUCAAUGGGUUCUGAUGACCUUUCGCAGCUGUUUGAUGAGAAGGAGCCAAGCUUAGAGGAAGUGAAGGAAGCUUUUGAUGUUUUUGAUGAGAACAGAGAUGGGUUUAUUGAUGCAGAAGAGUUGCAGAGAGUACUCCAAAAAUUGGGAUUAAAGGAAGGAUUUACGCUGGAUAACUGUAGAAAAAUGAUCAGUGCCUGUGAUGAAAACAGAGACGGAAGAAUAGACUUCACUGAAUUUGUGAAAUUCAUGGAGCACAUUUUUUCUUGAACAUACCUUCGGAUAACAUCAAAAGCACAACAAAUUUGAAA